AUGGAUGCCCAUCUGAAUAAAGCUGGCUUGUCCAAGGGCCACCGACGGACAACAAGUGACAUAGAAUUCAGAGAUGCCAUGCGUAAAGAUGCACAGUCAGCCUUGAACAAGGAACUCAGCAAACUCUUGAUGACAUCUCCAGAAGGCAUGCAACAGCGUGUGAAAAAAGAAUUUGAAGAAUUUGAGAACCUAUUUGGCAGAUUUUUACGAGAGAGUGGACCCUCCGUUGAAUGGGAUAAGAUGAAACUGUUAGCCCCAGAGUCAAUAAAGAAGUACAAUCAUCUGCCAUCGCCUGGAACCAAGGAUAUGAAAGAUCUCCUAAACCAGCUGGUUGUCAUUAAACUGAAUGGUGGCCUGGGCACAAGUAUGGGCUGUACAGGACCGAAGAGUGCCAUCCAGGUCAGAAAUGAGCUGACCUUUCUUGACCUGAAUGUACAGCAGAUUGAGCAUUUGAACAAGAUGUAUGAUGUUGAUGUGCCACUGGUGUUGAUGAAUUCCUUUAACACAGAUGAAGACACACAGAAAAUUCUCCGCAAGUACAGCCAGAUCAAAGUCAGCAUUUUUACUUUUAACCAGAGCAGAUAUCCAAGAAUAAACCGGGACACACUGAUGCCAGUUCCUUUGAGUUUUUCAGAAGAGACACUUGAAGGCUGGUACCCACCAGGCCAUGGUGAUGUUUACUACUCCUUCUACAACUCGGGCCUGCUGGACAAAUUCAUCAGCGAGGGCAAGAAAUAUAUUUUUGUCUCCAACAUUGACAACAUGGGAGCCACUGUGGACCUGAAUAUUUUGAAUUUUCUACUUGGCACACAAGAAAGUACAGCUUCAGAGUUUGUCAUGGAGGUCACAGACAAGACAAGAGCAGACGUGAAGGGUGGUACACUGAUUGAGUAUGAUGGGAAGCUUCGCCUGUUAGAGUUGGCUCAAGUUCCUUCAGAUCAUGUAGAUGAAUUCAAAAGUGUGAGCAAGUUCAAGAUUUUCAAUACAAACAAUUUAUGGAUAAGUCUGGCAGCAAUGAAGAGAGUUAUUCUUGAUGAGACACUACACAUGGAGAUUAUCCUGAACCCAAAGACACUUGACAACGGCAUGAAUGUGAUACAGCUUGAGACGGCUGUUGGAGCUGCCAUUAAAAGUUUUGACAGAGCUGUAGGAAUAAAUGUACCACGAAGUCGAUUUCUACCAGUUAAGACCACUUCUGACCUGUUGAUAGUAAUGAGUAAUCUGUAUGCCUUAAAGACAGGAGCCCUGGAAAUGUCACCGAAAAGGUCAUUUCCUACUGUGCCCCUGGUAAAACUGGGACAUCAGUUCUCUAAGGUUAAAGACUUUCUGCACAGAUUUGCCAGCAUUCCUGAUCUUUUGGAGCUAGACCAUCUAACAGUAGCAGGGGAUGUCAACUUUGGGAAAAAUGUCAGUCUUAGGGGUACAGUUAUCAUUAUUGCCAACCAUGGUGAAAAGAUCGACAUUCCAAUGGGCUCUAUUCUAGAGAACAAAAUUGUGUCUGGAAACUUGAGAAUCCUAGACCACUAG
Molecule: messenger RNA, 1527 nt
Organism: Candidula unifasciata
Lineage: Eukaryota; Metazoa; Mollusca; Gastropoda; Stylommatophora; Geomitridae
Source: the annotation of a GenBank genome assembly